This is a messenger RNA of Varroa destructor (honeybee mite), 11378 nucleotides long. Its product is annotated as neuronal PAS domain-containing protein 2-like. Gene Ontology annotation, cellular component: nucleus; cytoplasm; transcription regulator complex. The record is from RefSeq and is a predicted model, not a curated record. Lineage: Eukaryota; Metazoa; Arthropoda; Arachnida; Mesostigmata; Varroidae. Gene Ontology annotation, biological process: regulation of DNA-templated transcription. Gene Ontology annotation, molecular function: protein dimerization activity; DNA-binding transcription factor activity.
CUGAGUGUUCCAGCGUGCGACGUAUAAAAAUGUGCGUGCGCACAUACGGUUCAUGCCGAUAUAUAUCAGCCGGCUUCGGAUUGCACUGUCGUGAACUUAGGCCUAUUCGCAGAAAAUCUCUUCAUAUAGAAGACCGGCAACUCCAAAAAUGACACAUUUAUUGACAAUGACUUUGUCCGUUGGAAGUGGCCAUGCUACCUAUCGUAAACCGAUUUCAUAACAGGUGCGCAUUGAGGGCAUCUGUUUCCGUCUGUCUAUGUACGAAUGUGAGGACUGUUUCACAGCUCAAGCGUUGCAUAAAGAACGAUUCCCUUGUUCAGUACCGCGUCUCCUUUAUUAAAGCCACGUUCUCGACUUUCGCCUAUCAUUUCAUCUAUUUCGGUGAUGCUGAAAGACCCACGAGAGAGGAUUCCCUUCAGUCAAACGCGCCGCGACAACGGCCACAAUUUUCAGUUGUUUACCAAGAGUGUCGGGAGCGUCAGUGCCAGUGUAUUGUGUGAAUUGCUAUUAUAUGAGGAAACGACUAUAGAACACGCGGCAUGGAAUUAUACGAGAUACAGAACCCAUGGGCGUCAACGCGUAGAUUUGGGCGGUGAGGCAGGGCUUGUCCCCAUCGCAGGUGUCCGCUUGGCGGAUGGCUUUUUUGAUUAUUCAGCAACAGCCCCGGCGUCACGAAGCUUUACGCUAAACACGUUGGCGUUCCGCGAUGGCGACGUGGCUUUUCAUAAAAAUGCACACGGGGCAAUGCUCUCUACGCAACAUCGUUUACAGCCAACAACUAACGUGCAGUUGCCACAUAUUAAACAGGAAUCCUUCAGCGAUUUGGUGUGUGAGAGUCCGCUGACGACUGCGGUCGACCAGACGGUCGCGUCCCAUAGUAUGUCCCGGAACGGCCACGCCGUACCAGAUUUAGACGCGUCACUUUCAUCGUCAUCUUCAUUACUGACCUCCUCGGCAACCUCGUCAUCCACGACAGCAUCGACCAGCGAGACACAACAGCACUCGAGUCCGGGAGUAACACAGGCAAGCAAUGUGGGGAGUGAACUUCAUAUUCAGUCCCGGAGCGCUCAGUUAUCAUCGUCAUCACCAUCUUCGCAGCCUCGGCGUACGUCCUACCAACGUCAGCAGCAGUUGCAAAUUGCGUUGCAGAUAGCGUCAACACUAGGAGACGUCUGCCUUCCAUUUUCUAGUCAAGCUGUUUCAAAGGGAGUCGUCUCUACGGGAAUGGUGUCACUGGCCGCGAGUGCCGGCCCAUCGGGGUCUGGCCACCACACAAGUCACCACGGGGGUCACCAUGGCCCCCAUGGAAGUGGUCAUCAUUCUGCCACGUUAGCUGGUAACAAUCAACGAAUCCAGCGCAAUAUCGCUGAAAAACAACGGCGGGACAAAUUGAACUCGUCUAUUUCGGAGCUGGCCACCAUGGUCCCAAUGGUUGGAAUGUCAAGCAAACGGCUAGACAAAACGUCCAUACUUAGGCUUAGCGCAGGCCAUCUUCGGUUCCAUCAGACCCAGCUGGUGAGUAGGUUGGAUUUUCCCGGCGUGAUUCAGGACAACCAGAGUGCUGGACCUAUCCGACGAAGGAGACGUUGGCGACCCGCCUAUGUCAAUCAUAACCAUCUACGGGAGCUGAUCGAUGCUCUUGAAGGCUUCGUUCUUGUGACUAAUAUGCAUGGCAAGAUCAUCUACGUAUCGCCAACGGUGGAAGGUUUUCUCGGCCAUCAACAUAUCGAGAUGAUCGGCCACUCAUUAUUCACUUUCAUGCAUGCAGCGGACGUAAACAAUGUCCAUAUGAAACUACAAUCACUAUUUUUAGCAAAAGAACAGUAUCGACUGAUCGGCGACCAACUGGUGUGCGACGACGUCUCGUUUUUUUGCCGAAUACGUGAAAAAACUCAACCACGAUCUGAAGUCAUCACGUAUCAGGCAAUCUAUGCGAUUGGACGUAUCGCAGGUCCAGCUAGGUUCGAAGAGAAUAGCGGUAUGGGAAGCGCUCACAGUACAGCUCUGGCUCAUAAUUUCAGCCCUGCGAGAUUUUUACUCAAGACUUUCGUUCGCAUUUUGAACGCUUCACCCUACAAAGAGCUUUCACUCACCGACGCUAACCGAGACGAGUACGUGACACGUCAUAAGUUGGAUGGUACAAUCAUCUACGCAGACCAUCGUAUUGGUGUGGUGACGGGCCAUCUCCCGCACGAGGUCAUUGGGGUGUCUGCCCACAAAUACAUGGACCCGUCAGAUGUUGUUAUUGCCCUAUUUGCCCAAAAACAAAUGUUAGCUUCGCACUCGGGUAAAGGCGUUGUUGUAUAUCGGCUUAGAACGCGGGGCGAUGACUAUAUAUAUCUUCGUACCUCGGGUUACCUACACUAUGAUCAAACCACGAUGCAGGUUGACCACUUUGUGUGCGUAAAUACGUUAAUGUCGAAGGAAGAGGGUGAACGUGAACGACAGGAGUUAUGCAACCGGUUUUCGCCACACAUCAACUCAGUGACCGUUGAACAUCUAAAUGAUUUCUUCAGCUCAGUCCAUGCCCAUACCCUCAGACGCAUACAGCGAUCCAAAGAAUCCACCGAAAUCAACUUAAACAAGCAUGUUCCAGGUGGUUCUGCAUGCGAUCCGUUAGCGCUGGAGAACCUUGUAGAGCCCAAUUUACUCCUCGGCUCGAAUUGCUUCGUCAAACUCAAAACCGAGUAUGAUUCGGAAGAUCUCGAGGAGAUAUCGGUAGGCCGAAUGUCCUGCGUUCCUGACGGAGAGCGAGCGUCCUGUGCCUCUGGCGACACGAGCCAUCCCGCUUGUUCGACGAUGGAUUCAAGUGCACAAUCACUAAUUCGUAACGCUGAAUCAUCCAGUCUCGUAAGCAGGUCAAACGAUGGUGUAGAGGUUUCAAACCUGCCCGUUAUGCCAAGUACGUCGCCCGUCGCUUCCGAUGCGAGAAUCGGAAUAGGCGUAGAAGUCACACAAUUUACGCAGGGCCAGUUUUCGUCGAAUGUCAACGUUCGUCAGCUGAUGCAUAGCCGACAGUCGAAUCAGCAACACCUGCAACAGCUGCAAAGUAGAAAGGCUAAAUGGAACAGCUGCAAUUUUCAACGCUCUGUGUUAACCGCCGUUGGAACGCAUCAUCGGAACUCAUCGGGGUCGAGCAUAGGCUACGCCCCGUCAGGAUCGCCGUCGUCAAUCUGUUCAUCGCCCGUCGAUGAUGCCGUUCAUCGUAACAUGUAAAGAACAGCAUUACAAAGAAGUGUACAUUUCACUUCAUCCACCCGUAAAACGCAACGUUCAAUGCAUCAUUCAAUCACAGCGGCACAUUAUCGCGGUAAUCUUCGAUAUCAUAUCUGUUUACUGCUUCCAGCUGAUCUACAAUCAUUGACCGGCAGCUCGUCGUAUCAACCGAUGGUUAGUUUCAGGCUAACUCGUAAAUUCGUGUCGGCAAAAAAAUCAGCGACAUUCUGAGCAAAGUAUCUCAAAAUCAAAAGGCCAGUUGCGAUGCCGUGUCAGUAGAGUUGACGCAGAAAACACUCUACGUAAUCCUGUUUAUUAGACUCAAAGAUAUUGUCAUUGCUCAAUACCGAAAAUUCGAUACCGUUACCAAUUAAUGCUCUUUUCCAUCGAAGUUAUUGGCAUCGACUUCCCGUCGUGUCUGUUCGACGAGUCUUUGACUAUUGUUUUGGCUAUUACAUAGUGUGACAAGACUGCGAGACCAGACGAAAAUUCACUCAAUAAGCGUCGUUGUUCCGCAUGCAAACAAGACAAAAGAUUAGAGCUAUUUUACACACAGAAGUAAAUGAUAUUCUAAAGUUAGAUUACGCAUGGGGCCUUGCGUAUAUUUGUAUGCCGAUGGAAGCCCCCCUCGGCAUCUAUGAUUCUUAUCAUUGUACUAUCAUCUUUGCAGUAGAAAAAAAUUCAGUGGGGAGUUACUAUGAUGAAUGUCACUGACGAACCAGUCUGAACGGGUCGGUCAUAAAGUUAAACUGAGCUGAAAGCAAAUUUAGAUACUGUCCUCAGAGAAUGCUGAAACCAGAUUGUUGUAGAUAUUUUUCAGUAUUUUAGCAGAUCCGCGCAAAAAGAGAUUGGAAUGAAAAACCGUAACUUCGUGAAGUAUAUACAUCGGUAGGUAAGAUUAAUACCUGUGUACUCGCACAGUACAUAAAAAUGCUCAGCUUCCGCCUUUUAAUGGCCCUAUAUAUUUAAGAAGCAGAAGAAAGAUUUCAAAUGAUCCAAAUGUAUUUAUAGCACCUCUAUGAGAAACCAUAAAACUUAUAUAUCAGUUCUGUAAUAUAUAUGCAUACAUCUAUGUAUAUAUAUUACCAAGCAACCAACAAGAAAAAGAUACGGGGCAGGAAACUGAGAUGAGGAUAAUGAAAAUAUGUAUACAGAAGAGUGCAUAGCCAACCAUUCAUCCACCCACCUUCACAUAUAUACGAGUCCGCGUAAACGAUCCAAGUGAGCAAUCUAAACGUGAACUUAAUGCAUAUGACUGGGGCAAAGGGGACCGAGUCGGAGACUGAGGAUCGGAGGAACAUGUAAAGGCAAUACACACGGAGAUUCUUCCGAGCUUUGAGUAUCAAAAUAGUUCAGAUGCGGGAAAAGAAAACGAUAACGGUGGAAGGACACGAGAAAGGGAUAUUGGAGCAGUUGCCUAACGUAGAUGCGGUAACUUGUCCUCAUCCGUUUGAACUUUUUUUGAUUAAUAAUAAAUAGUUAUGAAUUGAAGGUGAACUAAUAAACUGCAUGGCCAAAAAUUGCAUUGUACGCUAAAUAUCUUUUGGUAGAUGUAUGUGAUUAGGUGAAAAUGAGCUUAACAUGUUUUAUCCGUUACUCGUGUAUACUAUCAUAUCGCAGACAUUUCAUGUACUGAAACUUGAAUAGGACUCUAGAUAGAUGCAGGCAGGAUCGGAACCACAUCAGCUUCUUCCUAACAGCAAAUAGUUAACAUGAAUGAGCCAGCAUUGUUAAGGGCGAGUGAAGAUAAUGCAUAGCAACACAUACAUUUUGUGCAGACCUUUGCUCUGACCAGUAGUGCCAAUCUUCCCUAUACGCCUGCAUACGCAUUUGACGAAGCACUGACCGUUGGAUAUGUAUGGGAGUUCUGGCGGUUUUGUCUGCGUAAACCCAGUUAUGCCGAUCUGAUGAGCGACUAUUUCCGACAUUUGUGUCUGGACAUGUUGGCUUUGGUGUGAUAAAGCGUUACCGUAAAGCUGGCUUCAAGAUAUCAUUCUCUCAAACGACCGUCUUCUGGUCGACAAUAGAACGCGACGUUUUCGCUAAUAGUGGCGAUAGCGGCAGUUAUCACAGCGCAAACACUAACGUACUGAUAAGCUGUAACAAAACUCUACGAUAUGUAGAACUGUAGCGAUCGAAUUAAAAUCAAAGGGAUACAGAGAACAUGCUUAGACCAUUGUUACAGGUAUAUCGUAUCUACGUCGUGUAUACCUACAUAUAUAUAUAUAGAUUUAUAUAAUAUAUACUAUUUAUUUUCCUGUUGUUAGUGUGCACGAGAUUUUUAUCGUCAUUAUUAUCUGGUGAUGAGAGGAAAAACAUCGUACAUGUUGCAGGCAUUAUCAGAUUAUUCGCGUCGUUAAACCCCCCUCAAAAAUACAUAUGUAUAAGUAUAAAGUAUUUCCUCCGGGAUUUGCGAUACAGGAAUAUGUACAUUGUUGUAUGAAUAAUAUGUAGUAAGAGAAUCACUAAAAGCUAACAUAUUCUAGGGAUGUCACGGUGUCGUGAUAUAACAAUAUAUAUAUAUAUAUAUAUAACCGCUUCUUGUAAGUGCUGAAAAAUUAUGAAAUAACUUAGCAAGCUGUUGUUGUAGCAGAUAUAAAUUAUAUAGCAAUGGUACAAGAAGACAAGGCCCAACAUAAAAGGGAAAUAUACUUGGUACUCUUAUACCCACACAAACGCGCGCACACACAAAGAUAUGUGAAGUACAUAGUAUGUGGAUACAGUUAGUGACCAUAUUGUAGCACAAUGACAAUAACGAUAAAUUGAGAUGGAUGAUAAUAGGAAGAAAGGAAGACGAAAGGAAAAAUAAGGAAAGAAAAAAUACCUGUAUAGUUGAAUUUUCGUUGAUACGACUCCUGUGUGUGUGUGUGUGUGUGUAUAUAUGUGUUUACAUUUAAGCUCUGUCGUUCCACGUGCUCUUCCGAUUCCGUCCCAUCCAGUCGAUUAGAAAAAGCAGACUUCAAAAACGACAUGGAUGAAUAUUUCUAAGCCGUCAGUUGAACAGAUUGCGAUUUCCGUUGCAAAUCAUUGGGGUACAUAAAUUUCUCCGCUGUCGUCGCGCAUCAGUUAACGUUAUACGCUAAACUAACAGGCAGUCAUGGAAAAGACACGAGUUAGUGGCCUCUCCCCAGGAACAGAUCUGCCUCAGCAUAGCGCUUCAACGAAUUCUAUACCCUUCAUCCUCGUCCACCCAUAAUCACUCAUUUUCGUACAUAAUCGUCUUCUUUUCGUUCGCUUACAACCUAUUCAGGUUACGUUUUUAAUGGUUGACCAAAUAGGAUAAAAUUGCCCCUUAUCAAAACGAAUUAAUGUACGCUUGUUGUUUUCUAUGGUUUUGCACAACUGUAGGGUGCAAUACUGACAGCUACCCACCCGCACACAUAUAGACGCGAAUCUGUCUAAAGUUAUCAGCGAUCUUUUCCUAUGUACCUUGAAUAGUUCGAUUGCCAGGACGCGAUUUAUUGGAAACAAUCGUUUAUCUGAUAGAUCCGAUAAUGGAAAAGGUAAGGUCUUGGAUUGGACGCACCAUCCCGCUAUAGGGGUCGCUUUAAAAACACGAAUUGGAUAUUUCUAUGCCACUGGACCCUCUUCCAGGACAUAAGCUUGCUGAGAUAAAAUUUUCAUUUUUAAAUUAUUGAGGACCAUGAAUUUAUUCGUUGUGCCCAAUCAGUUUUCGUUUGUUCUGCCAUUCGUAGGUAUCGUUUGUGCUGUACAGAAAGACGAAUCUAAUCACUGAUGCUGUUUCACUACGCUACGCACGUUUCUGUUAAAGAACGUUCCCUAGAAUUUCUAGUCUUUGAUUGUAGCCGUUAUGCAGAAACAAGCGUGGGUGGAAGCUCACUUUGCACGAAUUCGGUAAUUCGUAGAAUCUUAAAGCUCCGUUAUCCUAAUUGACGAUGGAAGCACGGUGAGCACACCGUACACUCGCACCUCUACUAUCAAAAUACAUAGUCCGCUUUAGUAGCCUGAUAUUAGACUUGUUUUAGCCGCAUCAGAGCUUCUUAUUGUGACAUUUAUCUACCGUUACACCCUACUCUCGUUCUCAGAGCGAGAAGAAACGGAAGAAUGUUGUUUAACGGAUCCGGGUCCCAGCUUCAAAAUGUCGUCCAGAUGUUUCAUGAAGCUCAUUACACUGAGAUUUAACUGACUACAGGUAUGUCUGUGCUAUUUAGCUUCGACUUCAUAUAUUUAUACAUAUGGAUUGGGCAGUGAAAACGUUAUGCUCAGCAGGUAUUACCGCUGAAUGUUUGGGUUUAUGUAUGUGUAGGAAAAAAGAGAGUUCGCUGCGGCGCUGAGGUUUAUAUAAAGAAUUUAUGGAUGAAUCGAAAGGACCACGGUCGUCCUUCUGUGUCGUUGGUUUUUCCGCAAAGCGGUUGAUUAAAGAGGACUGUUUAUUUCUUAGAGUCAAACAAGGAAGAAGGGAAAUAUAGAAUAUUUCUAAAAAUAACCCCAUUUGCUAGGAUCAGAAAUUUCUCUUACGAUGGCAUAAAUUGCUUCUGCCAGGUGAAGUUAACAUGACUGUAUUAAUUUGCAUGUUUUUUUGUGGCAACGAAGACAGCUCGGAAAGGAACUGUAUGGUGGAGCUCUUACUCAUAUAACGUAAUCAUAGUAUAUGUCUCAUUUGGCGAAAAUGAAACAUACGCUGCUGCGACUAUUCAACAAUGAUGCAAUAUGAUGACAAUUUAUAGAGCAACUCUAAUAGAACUAUGGAAGUGAAAGGACUGCUAAGAAAAUCUAAUCGAUACUAUCAAAAGUUGUUUUGCCAAAGAAAAACUUGACACAAUAAUGUAAUUUGUAAGUUUAUUCGGUGUGCACACAGUUCUCUGACAGAAAAGCACAGUUAUUAUGUUGGCUAGGAACAAUGUCGCUAAUGGAGGCUAAUUUACCCUUCAGCAUUACUGCGACUUCACUUAUAGUCUACCUCACGUCAUUAUGGUUAGUAAGCUAUAUUAUAUGUAAUACCACCGUCGAUUGGUAAUUGUUGAUUAACUGCUGAUAAGAUCAAGCAGGAGCCGCAGCAAAUUCUCACAUUGCUCGAGAACUUACUCCCGUAAAGAAACCUAUGCUUAAAAAAUGUCUCCAUACGCCAAAUCGAAAAGUACGCACAAAUGCCAGUUACAUCGUGGACAAAAAUGCUAUAUAUCAGUAAAGGAAAGACGUAAGUUAUCCUACAGGUCGCCGUCCUUCUAAAGUUGAUCUCUUUUAAGGAAGACCAAAAACUUUCAUUCAGAUUUUUCCCGUUCGAAUAACCAUAUUAAUUACACUUCCUAUAUUUUUCAAUCGAUUUGGCAAUGAAACCUCCAGCUGAAAAACUCAGGGAUCACUGGUUGAAGCCACGCCAGUGACAUGUAUUACGUAACAAUUAAAAGGAUAAGGUCUAUUUUUGAGCUAGCCCUGGUACAGGAGUGUCCGAGGGUAUGACAUGUGAUCUACCUCUUUUUGCUGCGACUUUUGCUGCUUCACUGAGAUAAUGGAGCGUCGGGCAAUAAAUGAUAAAUCAUCAUUCAAUCGGGCAGAUCAGUCAAUCGGUCGUUAAUGUCCCGGUGCUGAUUCACCGGGAAUAAAUAUACGUGCGGCGUGCCACACGUAUUACUAUAAAAACUCAUCGAACAGUCUGAGGUUGGGACGCACGUUUCGAUCGAUUCUUGAGAUCGGCAAAGACAUUAGAAUACUAAUCAUUUCCAGUUAACCUUCAGGCUUGACCGAUCUCACUUUGUCCGUCUGCUCGGCCCGGCACUACACAUGGCGAACCGCCCUUAUAUACGUAGAUAUUAUACACAAAUGUUAGUGUGCACUCGCGUUUUCGCGUGGACAUUGAGCCCAACACAGGAAAUACCGUCAUUUUAGGAAGGAACAGGGUAACCGUAUCAUAGUAGACAUAAGGACGACCCCAACAAUAGACAACGUACGAGACUUGCUGAUAUUAACGCAAUACGGUCAGAGACGAUUAUGAUAGUGUGUUAUCAGCUAACGACGAAUACAAACAGAGAUCAGCUUUGGCGGCCCGAUGCGUUGUUAUCUUGCGUUUUCCGUUGAUUGUCUAUUGGGUUGACCGCUAAUGAAUUCUUCUCGCUCGGGCCAGCUAUUUGGUUGGCCCGGUAAAUGUUUAAGGAUUCAUAAUAAAUGGCCAAGAUCGACUGAGUCGAAAGGUCACGACGUAAAGGUACGGUGUACAGUAAUAGCAAAAGCGAAGGCCAAAGAAAAAAACUUGGGCUUUAAUUGCGAUUUCGGCUUAAAAACACUAAAUAACGAGCUACAUAAUUAUUAUUAUAAAGUCACUGGCGUAUGAUCAUUACCAUUUGAUUCACUCCGCUUUGCGUGUCAAUAGAAAACUGCCGAGCAGAACUUUCAGUGUGCAAAUUGUAACAAUGGGCAUCGUUGAUUUAUAUAACUUACAUACUGAUCACACUAACAUGAUACGGUCAUAAAGAUGGCUUCACAAUGAUGAUAUGCUAAAAAGAGACGUAGACUCUGGGAAUAGGCGUUGUUAUGAGUCAUAUAGGGAGAAACUUAGAAUUACGUUAUUGGAGGGCGCCACGUUAAAACAUGUGCCGAGGGCCAUGGAUGGAAUCACUGCAUAAGCUGUGAUCAAAAAUAAAAAUAAACAAUAAUAUAAAAUAUAAUAAUAGUACCAAGAUUAGCCCUGCUAAUGGCGCGGUGGCCAAAUCGUAAGGGUCACCGUUCAGUGUUAUAACACAAAGGACUAAUGGAUAUGAUACAUUCGGAUCUCUAGAUGAACGAUGACGAAGAAAUUGUCGAUACUCCAACACAAGAGUCUGCGCUGGUGGUUAGCAGAUACCAAUUUCUGAGCAAUUCUUUCAUCGAUAUGUAAUCUUCGUCAAAAUUAGGACAGGUCAAUAUGUAACCUUUUUAAUCAAUUAGGCCAAAAAGAAAAAGAUGCUACUGCGGCAAGCUUCAAGCAUCAACCGGCAUUCAACGACGUCGUGUACAGUUUAUCGAUAUGUGUAUUGCUCAAUGGGCAAUGGCUUAAAGAGAUCCUUGCGCCGCAACGCUUGCCUGGGUAUCGUCAACACCUGUGAUGGUGCGACAUACACGUAGAGUGUUCGGCCAUAGCCUCAGUACCUAAUGAGCAUUGCUUGUGUGCAGAAUUGAUGUGAUUGAUGGGUAUGCGAUUGAUGCUAGACAGAGCAGUAAAAGUAGAGGAAUAUCUGAUCUUGAUAUAUAUAUGAUUAUGUUAUUGCUGUAACAAGGUGAGACAAUUUCGAAAAGUCGAAACAUCGAGGAAUGAGGCGAACCGGACACGAAACGGUGAGCGACAAAUUGAUAUCUAAUCAUGUCGUUUAAAGAGAAACGCGAGGCAAUGGAGGCAACAGACGAAAACAGUAACAACCGAAAUAACAGUUAAAAUGAUAAUAGUACCAAUGGUAACGUUGUUAUGGAUGACUGAAUGUGGAAAGAGCGAAUUUCUGUCCUACUUAUCGUAAGAAGAAGGUUUUACGAAAGACACUAAUUGAGUGUUUUGACUGAAAUAUUAUUACCUUUCGGUGUUUGUAGAGCAAAAGUGGCCUACGUUAAAGGCCGGAUCCCCGGUGAGGAAACAUGAAGGACCGUGACCAAGAAUAAUAAGGCCCCUUAGUGACUAUGCUGGUGUUAAGCUAUAAUACUAGCAAUGAUUGAAAUAACUGAAAUGGUAAUGAAGCUCACGAUAACAACGGUGAAUAUAGAAAGAUAAGAACUACCUAUAUAUAUAGAGAUGACAAUGAUCUUGUUGUAUUGUGUGAUGAUCGUGCGUCAUCGGCCAUAGGGUGCCGGCCGGCCGCCCAAUAUUGGGGGUAAAAUACUACAAGGCUGUGUUUGCACUUAAUGUCUACUACGUUGCAUCUGUCAUUGCUAAUGCAGGACUACGAGGGGGGUAUGUGUGAUUAACUACAUAUGUGUACGUUUGUUAUGGUGCUGUGUAUAUGAAAGGUAGAGAACGAUAACGUUUGGGAGUGAGCGUGCAUUCUUCAGCAAUGCACGAGCAGAGAGUCACUGGUUCAGAAAUAAACAUGAUGAUACUGAUGGAAUAGAGAGAUAAACGAUUCAAGAGAUAAGAACAGAUGAAAGAAAGGAAGCAAAUUUACCCUAUAUUGCUCAACGUAACCUUAAACUUAAAUUGCGUACAUUAAUAUAUUCUCCAAUAAAAUUGUUUUUAUUGUUGA